AUUCAAAUAAUAAUUGUUUUUUUUUUUUAGAUUCUUUCAAAAUUUAAUGUGCAAUACUGGUUAGUGUGAAAAUUUGUAGUAUGUUCAAGAGAACGGCGUUAGCUUUGAGUCGGUUCAAUGGGUCGUAUUUGUGUAAUGGAAGGCUGCAUUCGAAUCUUUUCUGUAGAUGCAUGCACUUGCCACAAAUUCAAGAGCUGCAAAAAUCCGAUCCAAAAACUAAGCCAACAACAAAUCCUCAAGAAGAGACCCAACCAAAUGUAUUCCCAAGUCUCAUGCCAAAGCGUCUCGGAAGAAUUCAAAUAGAAGAGGCAAACGAUACUUUCGUGUUCCAGACUCUGCGUACAAAGCUCCUGGAUGAGCUGCAGACGCAACAGGAUGAAAGGAUACGAAAACCAGAAGAGGAAACACGUCAAAACAUAAGUAAGCCGAAGAAGACCGAGGAAAAGCAGGAAUCUAAAAAGACUAGAAUCGAGUGUCUACACAAGUCCAAAGAAAUGGCUAUGAAAAACUGUGGAAAGGAGGUCAAGGAUGCGGAAAUCAUUAAGAAGUGCAAGCAAGUGGCCAACAGGCAGAAACGCAAGAAGGACGCGUUGAAAAAGCUAUUUCGCCAAUUGGCCAUGAAGGAGAAGUGCGAGCUCUUGAAGCUGAAGAAAAAGUGCAAGGAGUUGGCCAAAAGGGGCGCCUCGUGUGAUCCUUGCGACAUCGCACUGAGAAAAAAGUGCGAGGAAAUGGCCAUAGCUGAGCAAUGUAAGAAGCUAGCUGCAAAAAACAAAUGUAAGAAACGAAAGCCCAAGCCCAAGAAAAAACCGGACAUGGAAAAAAAGUGCAAGGAGCUGGCCCUUCUGCGUGAAGCCCGGGAGAUGGAAGAACAACAAAGGCUCGAAGAGGAAAAACGCCACAAGGAGGCGUGCCGGAAAGCGGAGAAGCCGGGCUGCGUGGAAGAGGAUCCGUGUAAUAUUGAUCCUUGCAAGAAAAAAAAGAUAACUUUUCCUGAGGGCCAUCCCUGCUACAAGGAGGAUCCUUGCAAGGAGCCAGUAGAUCCCUGUGCUAAAGAUCCAUGCAAGGAAAGAGAGAAAAUGCGAAAGCUUUGCCAAAAGUUGGCCGAGAUAGACCAAUGUCAAAAGAUGGCCAAAAGAGAAAAGAUGAUCAAAAUGCUAAAAGAGUGUAGGAAACUUGCCCAAAAAGACAAAUGCAAGAGGAUGGCUAACAAACCGAAACCGAAAUGCUAAAAUUCCUUAAAGUUAACGCUAAUUGAACGAAAAUAUUUAGAAACACUUAAAAUAUGU
Messenger RNA from Drosophila bipectinata, 1286 nucleotides. Lineage: Eukaryota; Metazoa; Arthropoda; Insecta; Diptera; Drosophilidae. The record is from RefSeq and is a predicted model, not a curated record.